Messenger RNA from Metschnikowia bicuspidata var. bicuspidata NRRL YB-4993, 1020 nucleotides. It is a transcript of the gene FBP1, whose product is annotated as fructose 1,6-bisphosphate 1-phosphatase. Gene Ontology annotation, cellular component: cytosol; cytoplasm. The transcript has a single exon. Lineage: Eukaryota; Fungi; Ascomycota; Pichiomycetes; Serinales; Metschnikowiaceae. Gene Ontology annotation, biological process: fructose 1,6-bisphosphate metabolic process; fructose metabolic process; fructose 6-phosphate metabolic process. Gene Ontology annotation, molecular function: fructose 1,6-bisphosphate 1-phosphatase activity. The coding region runs from base 1 to 1020 and encodes 339 amino acids. The record is from RefSeq and is a predicted model, not a curated record.
AUGUCGCAAUCCGUCUCCGAGCAAAUGAAGGUGGAAACCGAUAUCAUCACCUUGACCCGCUUCAUUCUUGAAGAACAGCAGAAAUACGCUCAGGGGGCCACCGGCGAAUUGUCGCUCUUGUUGAACGGUCUCCAAUUUGCCUUCAAGUUCAUCGCACACAACAUCCGCAGAGCCGAGUUGGUGAAGCUCAUUGGCAUCUCGGGCACUGCCAACUCCACCGGCGAUGUACAAAAGAAGUUGGACGUUAUUGGGGAUGAGAUUUUCAUCAAUGCCAUGAAAUCUAGUGGCAAUGUCAAGGUGCUUGUUUCUGAGGAGCAGGAGGACCUUAUUGUGUUUGAGGGCGGUGGACGCUAUGCCGUCUGCACCGAUCCAAUUGACGGAUCGUCCAAUAUCGACGCGGGUGUCUCUGUCGGCACGAUCUUCGGUGUUUACCGCUUGAAAGACGAUCUGAAGGGCCUGAUCAAAGAUGUUCUCAGAAAAGGCACUGAAAUGGUGGCGGCAGGAUAUACCAUGUACGGUGCUUCUGCUCAUCUCAUGCUUACCACAGGACACGGUGUGAACGGAUUCACAUUGGACACCCAACUAGGGGAGUUUAUCUUGACGCAGCCCAACUUGCGCAUCCCAAAGUCUAGAGCCAUAUACUCUGUGAACGAAGGUAACUCCUACUACUGGCCAGAAAACGUCAAGAAGUACAUCGAGGACUUGAAAAAGCCACAGGACGAGUUGAAGGGCAAGCCGUACUCCGCGCGUUACAUCGGCUCCAUGGUGGCAGAUAUCCACCGGACGUUGUUGUAUGGAGGCAUUUUCGCGUACCCUGCGGACUCGAAACUGAAGAACGGAAAAUUGCGUGUGUUGUACGAGUGUUUCCCGAUGGCGUUGUUGAUGGAGGAGGCCGGCGGGUCCGCCGUAAACGAUAAAGGUGAGCGGAUCUUGGACAUAUUGCCCAAAGAGAUUCACGAGCGGUCAGGUAUCUGGUUGGGCUCAAAGGGCGAAGUCGACCGCUUCUUGAGUUACAUUUGA